Molecule: messenger RNA, 1377 nt
Organism: Aegilops tauschii subsp. strangulata
Lineage: Eukaryota; Viridiplantae; Streptophyta; Magnoliopsida; Poales; Poaceae
Source: RefSeq, a predicted model, not a curated record
AUGGCCGAAAACGGCCGCUACCUCGACGGCGGCGGGUGGUGUAUACGGGUGAAGCUCGGGGUCGGCGCUACGGGGCUCGACGGAGUGCGUGGAUGGGUGCAUCUGGCCCGCACAGACAUGCUGAGCACGAAGCCGGGCUCAGCUGAGCUCGACGGCGAGCAUGGCCGCGACGGUGAAGCGCCUGGCGGCGACCGGAGCUCGGGCCGGGCCCACUGGUCAUCGGCACAGGGGCCUGAACGGGCAUACGGGCAGGUGGUUGCGGGCGCACCCGAGCGAGCACUCGCCCGCAGGGCGGGACGAGGCCGCCCCGGGGCACCGACGGCGGGGCAAGCCGGCGCGGCCAGCCGGGGCCACGGCGGGCGGAGGCGAGGGGGUGGCGCCGGUGCGGCCAGUGGCACGCGGGCGACACGGUGGAACUGCGAGGCCAGGCGAAGGCAGGGCGGGCGCGAGUGGUCGCAGGGCCGGGAGCGGCCAGCGCGGGGUGAUGCGGGCAAGCGCACGGGAGUGGACGAGGGGCGCGGCGUCCGCGGCGACGGCGACCAGCGUGGUGCGGUACACGGGACAGAGAGGAGGGGAGUAGAGGCCGGGGGCCUCACCAGCGGCUGCAGGGGAUUGGCAGUGGGCUCGAGCUCGAGGGGGAGGACGGGGACGCGGUCGACGACGAAUGGCGAGGCGGCGAUCCGGGCGAGGAAGGUUCGGCGAGGUGGUGGUGGCGACGACGGGCGAUGGCGUCGGGUCAGUGAUGUGGCGAGGGUCGGGCCCACUGGUCAUAGGCACAGGGGCCUUAACGGGCGUACGGGCAAGCGGUUGCGGGCGCACCCGAGCGAGCACUCGCCCGCAGGGCGGGACGAGGCCGCCGGGGCACCAACGGCGGGGCAAGCCGGCGCGGCCAGCCGGGGCCACGGCGGGCGGAGGCGAGGGGGUGACGCCGGUGCGGCCAGUGGCACGCGGGCGGCACGGUGGAACUGCGAGGUCGGGCGAAGGCAGGGCGGGCGCGAGUGGUUGCAGGGCCGGGAGCGGCCAGCGCAGGGUGAUGCGGGCGAGCGCACGGGAGUGGACGAGGGGCGCGGCGUCCGCGGCGACGGCGACCAGCGUGGUGCGGUACACGGGACAGAGAGGAGGGGAGUGGAGGCCGGGGGCCUCACCAGCGGCUGCAGGGGAUUGGCAGUGGGCUCGAGCUCGAGGGGGAGGACGGGGACGCGGUCGACGAUGAAGAGGAUGGCGAGGCGGCGAUCCGGGCGAGGAAGGUUCGGCGAGGUGGUGGUGGCGACGACGGGCGAUGGCGUCGGGUCAGUGACGUGGCGAGGCGUGCGCGAGGGAGAGGAGAGGCGAGGAGUCCGAGAGGGCGGCGCCGGCGCCGGCUGGCGGUGGCCUUAG